Messenger RNA from Scophthalmus maximus (turbot), 2516 nucleotides. Its product is annotated as circadian-associated transcriptional repressor. Gene Ontology annotation, molecular function: RNA polymerase II cis-regulatory region sequence-specific DNA binding. Gene Ontology annotation, biological process: negative regulation of DNA-templated transcription; circadian regulation of gene expression. Gene Ontology annotation, cellular component: nucleus. The transcript has 6 exons. NCBI's taxonomy places the organism in Eukaryota, Metazoa, Chordata, Actinopteri, Pleuronectiformes, Scophthalmidae. The record is from RefSeq and is a predicted model, not a curated record. The coding region runs from base 189 to 1277 and encodes 362 amino acids.
CUGCACCCGCCUCCCCGCUCACUCACACCCCGCACGUCCCGCACAUCAGCUGCUCUCCGCCCGACGAGUCCUGCUGCCGGAGUCUUUCGGGGUUUUUUUUUAUACCGCCGAACAAAGGAACGACCAGCCGCUCCAUCCCCGGUGGAAGGUCAGUGAUGGUCAGUGCUAGUUAGAGCCUGCCGCCAAGGAUGUCUGCGACAGAUUCGGACAACUCCAUUGACUGGCUGGCUAGUGACACCGAGGACAAUGAGAGCGAACGGGAGUCCGACUGUUCCGGAGAGCACAGCCAGACCGGGGCUCCUACGUCCCCAAGCGGCCCGCCACACCUGGGCCCGUCCGAUUGCAGCUGCCACCGGAGCAGCGAGGUGAAGGAGGGCGACGGUAACUGGAGAGAGGUCAGGGAGGCUUCCGGCCGGGGAUAUCCCCCUGGCAGCACGGAGACCUAUGUCAGCGCCUUUGGACUGUGUAAAGCACAACAAGGCAGCGGCAGGAACACUCAGCAAGCAAUGAAGAGAACUCACAGCUCCACCGAGCAGGAGGAGCGCAAGGAACGGCAGCUGAUUUGCAACACGCCAGAGAAGGACCGAAUUUUCAGCAGUAAGUGCAUGGAGCUGCAAUGCUACAUUCAUCCACUGUCGGUAAUCUUGAAUGGCCUUCGUUCGGGGAGAUACAGAGAACGACUCAGCAGUUUCCAGGAGAGUGUGGCGAUGGACAGGAUUCAGAGGAUCAUGGGUGUUCUGCAGAACCCCUACAUGGGAGAGAAAUAUAUUAACAUCAUCCUUAAAAUGGAGGAAAUGCUGAAGAGCUGGUUCCCUAAUGUAAAACUCCAAGACCAACUUGCUGUCACGCAGACAGAGAAAGCCGUUCCCACCAAGAAGCUGAAGCUCUCUCCAGCGACCGCCGCUGCAGCCGCGAGCCCCGUCCCCGUGAGCGAUCCUACAGUCGGCGCCAAAGCCCUGAGAGUCACCGACCUCACUCCCGGUGGAGCCUACUCCUCCAAUAACCUGAAGUGGCUCCACACAUCACCCAUCUGCUCCCCCACAGCAGAGCAGGCCCAGGCUGGCCCCAGGCACCUGCUGGCCCCCAGAGACAGAGACCUAACCCAGGACAACGCUGUGUCCUCCAGCACAGACACCCACACUAAGACAGACUCUGUGCCCCGGGGCCUUCCACCUGGCAAAAUUAACGCGCCCUGUCUAGAGAGGCUCCUUAAAUCGACGGAAAGCAUCAUCACCCGCAGGGAGACGGGGGGUUUGAUGGACAGCAGCUGGUCCUAGUCCGCACAGAAGGCUGGGUGUCCAGCUGUUGGCACUGCACAGCCCGGCCUUGCCUUGCCCCUCCUUGCCUGGAGCCAGUCAGCUUGCUUAGCCCAUUCCAGCCUUCAGGGUAGACGGUAACCUUCAAAAGGGACGUCACAUUUUCCUCUUCAAUGUGGACGGAGUGUAGACAAACAUUGUACUCUCUGUAUGGGAAUGUGCCCACUCUGACAUGACAGGUGUCUGCUUUAGUUCCCUUUCGCUGACUUAUUUGUUCUUUUUUGUUUGCACUCUUGAAUAGCGUGUGUUAGAGUGGGAAGGAUAGGUUUCACGCGCUGAGAUCCCCAGAGCUAGUGAUUUCACGAGUGAACUGUUCCCACUGGCUUGUAGAUGCAAUAAUACAGUUUGAUUAUCUGUGAAACUGCCAUUUCGCCAGAAAGGGAACGAGCCACAGGAGUAGUUAGUGCUCGAAAGGAGUAUUACAGACAUCCAGACAUGUCAGUGGUCUACAUAUUGUUGUGCUGAAAAUGUGGGUCAAAUGUGAUGUUAUCCCACCCACCACCCCCAAAUACACUUUUAGGUUUAUCGAUGUGACUGUUACUCAUUUGUAUACUUUAUAAAUAAGUCUUUUGGUACAACUGUUCUACCUCAGUGGGCACCAUGUCAUGGUUAAUGGGUUAGGAAUGUGAACGCUACGCUCAAAGUCUGGACACCUCAUCAGAUCUGCAGUGAGCCCGACGGCCUCUGACAGCGAGGUUUGCUGUGCGAGUUGUCCUACUUCCUCUAAACAGAGGAUGCUCUCUCCGCGGGGAUGCUAUUAUGGUCUGACUGGUGCCAUUGUAAAGAAUGUCAACUGCAGAUUUGUUUUUUUUUGCGUUUACCAGUAGAAGGCAAACAGUGCCUGUAACGUCAAGCUGUGCCUGUCAGCUGGUUUAAUAAAGAGAGAGAGAGAACCGUUCAGAAUACCUGCUCCUCUGUGGGAUGUACAAAUCAGGAAUUCUCACGCUCCUGCCAUUUCUCCUGUAUUGAGUAAAUUAUUCAGAUCUUGCCAACUACUUUCUGUGGUGGAGUAGAGCAAUUAUUAUUAUUAUUAUUAUUUUGCCACAGAACUGGACAGUAUGCUAGACCAGCAGAGAGCGACAUGGUAUUUCUCUGUGUAAAUCUUACAGAAAGGUUGUCGAUUUACCCUGAAAAGUGGCCUUUAUAGUGUGAAAUUUUAUACUUUCAAAAUAAAUGUGGUUAUAUUUGUUUGAUGCAAAA